Messenger RNA from Eucalyptus grandis, 804 nucleotides. Its product is annotated as axial regulator YABBY 4. The transcript is spliced from 8 exons. The record is from RefSeq and is a predicted model, not a curated record. Bases 1 to 804 code for a protein of 267 amino acids. Gene Ontology annotation, biological process: plant ovule development; polarity specification of adaxial/abaxial axis; cell fate commitment. Lineage: Eukaryota; Viridiplantae; Streptophyta; Magnoliopsida; Myrtales; Myrtaceae. Gene Ontology annotation, cellular component: nucleus.
AUGAACUGGUUCGAUGUGGCUGAACUUAAUCCGAUGCUUAAGGUUGCCCUUGACAUUCAUCAUGAAGCAACCUGUGUCAUCUCGUCUGAAGACCAAUCAAUGGCCGACCAAUGCAUUGCUCUCUCUCUCUCUCUCUCUCUCUCUCUCUCUCCCUCUCUCAUGGCAACGAUAGAUCACCUCCUAAGUCUUUCGGAGCAGAUUUGUUAUGUCCAAUGUGGUUUUUGCACCACCGUUUUACUGGUAAGUGUUCCAUGCAGCAGUUUGUCCUCGGUGGUCACAGUAAGGUGUGGUCAUUGCACAACCCUCCUCUCUGUCAACAUGAUGAAAGCCUCCUUCGUUCCUCUCCAUCUUCUAGCUCCUCUUAGCCACGAUGGGCCAAAAGAAGAGUUUCAAGAGAUGGAAGUCCAGAAAAAUGUCGAGCUGUACAGCCCUUCUUUCGUGAAUUCUUCUGAAGUUGAAGAUGAGGAGACCAUUGCCAUAACUCGCGUUGUUAACAAACCCCCAGAGAAGAGACAAAGGACUCCAUCUGCAUAUAACCGCUUCAUUAAAGAAGAGAUCAGGAGGCUCAAGGCGCAAAAUCCAAACAUUCCUCACAAAGAAGCCUUCAGUCAAGCUGCGAAGAAUUGGGCACAAUUCCCGCAGCAUCAAUUUAAAGGAGAUAAUGGAGAGAGCUUUGUGCAGGAAGUGGAGAGGGAAAAAUCGAUCUCUGAUGAUUCAAUUGAGGUGAGCGGAGAAGGCAAUGGAUUCCGUGAAAGAAAGGUGGCCCGGCAUUUUAUAUGGGAAAAGACGCCCUUUGAUUAUUGA